UAGCUCGCUGACUCUGCUAUGUUUUGUCGUUUGUGCUAACCUUUAAAAAAAUGCUUCAUCCCUCGCUUUUAUCGGUGUAUUGUCGUCGAAGGGCGUCCUGCGGCUGUUCCAAACCCCGUUUUUAUCGACGCCGGGGGAGAAGUUUGACUGCGAAAACGCCCGCUGUAGGCCUGCACGUCACGUGACCAGCAUGCGGCGGAGCGUUUGAUAAAAAAAAAAUAAAAAAAGAUGGCGUGAGCGCGGCGGAGCGAAGAGGACAACAAACCCGCAGCUAGCGAGCGAGCGCCCCGCGGACCGCGAGCUAAAACGGCGGUUUAGCUGUCAAGAUGGAUCCUGGACAGGAUUUACUUCUCGCUGCCCUGAGUGAGAGUGGCAUUUGCCCAAAUGAUAUUGGUCUAUUUGAUUUUGAUUCUCAGGAUGUUGCACAGCCCUCUACAACACAGCAAUCUAUCUCCAUCAGUGCCCUGGAUGCUGGUGUGGGGGCAGAAUCAGUGGACCUUGUUCGAACUGAGCCGCCAGCUCCAGUCCCAGUAGUCACUAUCAGGCACAAACCUCAGCCAUCAACCACCACGUUUGUCUUAAAUCAGCUGAAUCAGUUGCCGUCACUAGGAGCUGCUGUGACCAAACAAUCAGUCACAAACAAUAUCAAACACACCAUAACUGUCACCAAGGUGGUCCAUGUUGCUAAGUCUGCCCUGCGAGGUUCUUCAACCCCUUCCUCCACCAGUAAUCCUCCAUCAGCAUCCACAGUAGUGCCUUCUAACAGAGAUCAGCAGAUUCAGUUGAAAGACCUCCUUAGAACCAGUAAUGUGAAGAGCACCGGUCUAAAGCCCAACAGCCUGAUGGAGCUCAUGAGGCUCAAGCCUCCACCUGACAUUGCAACACCAGUGGCAACUGCAGCAGCGACAGGGGAAGCGAACAAUGGAAUCAAGAAGGAGGUUUUGGGUAAAGACGCUGCCAGGAUCUGGAUUAAUGACAACAUUAAAAUGCAAAACUUCUCGCAUUCUCUGAAACUGCCGGGGAUGAAGGAGGAGGAGGAGCCUGAGGAGGAAGAGGAAGACGAGUUGGGUCACGCAGAGACUUAUGCAGAGUACAUGCCAAUGAAAUUAAAGAUUGGCCUGCGGCAUCCUGAUCCUGUGGUGGAGACCAGUUCCCUGUCCAGCGUUAACCCUCCAGAUGUGUGGUACAGAGUUUCCAUCCCAGAAGAGGUCAUUGAUCGUGGCUGCCUGUCUGCUCUGCAGCUUGAAGCCAUCACGUAUGCAGCUCAGCAACAUGAGACAUUCCUCCCUAACGGUGAUCGAGCUGCCUAUUUGAUUGGUGAUGGAGCUGGUGUGGGGAAAGGCCGGACCAUUGCAGGAAUCAUCUAUGAGAAUUACCUUUUAGGCAGGAAACGAUCACUUUGGUUCAGUGUCUCCAAUGACUUGAAGUAUGACGCUGAAAGGGAUUUAAGGGACAUCGGAGCCAAAAACAUCCAGGUUCACUCACUGAACAAGUUCAAAUAUGGCAAAAUCUCCUCAAAACACAACGGGAGUGUGAAGAAAGGUGUGAUAUUCGCCACCUACUCUUCCUUGAUAGGAGAGAGCCAGUCAGGAGGGAAGUACAAGACCAGAUUUCAGCAGCUUCUCCACUGGUGCGGGGAGGACUUUGACGGAGUCAUUGUCUAUGAUGAGUGUCACAAAGCCAAAAACGUGUGUCCGAUCGGAUCAUCCAAACCGACAAAAACUGGGCUCGCAGUGUUGGAACUGCAGAACAAACUCCCCAAGGCUCGUGUUGUAUAUGCAAGUGCUACAGGCGCCUCUGAACCGCGAAAUAUGGCCUAUAUGAAUCGACUGGGCAUCUGGGGGCACAAAACACCCUUCAGAGAGUUUGGCAACUUUAUCCAAGCUGUUGAGCGCAGAGGUGUUGGUGCCAUGGAGAUAGUAGCAAUGGACAUGAAACUAAGGGGGAUGUACAUUGCAAGGCAAUUGAGUUUCACAGGUGUGACGUUUAAGAUUGAGGAGGUUCCCCUGUCUCAGAAAUACAUCAACAUGUACAACAAAUCAGUCAGGCUGUGGGUGAGUGCACGUGAGAAGUUCCAGCAGGCUGCAAACCUGAUGGAUGCAGAGCAGCGCAUGAAGAAGUCCAUGUGGGGCCAAUUCUGGUCUGCACACCAGAGGUUCUUCAAAUACCUCUGCAUUGCCUCCAAAGUCCGCAGAGUGGUCCAGCUGGCCAGAGAGGAGGUCCAGAACGGAAAGUGUGUGGUGAUCGGUCUUCAGUCUACUGGUGAAGCAAGAACACUCGAGGCUUUGGAGGAAGGAGGAGGGGAGCUCAAUGACUUUGUGUCAACUGCAAAAGGUGUGCUGCAGUCCCUGAUUGAGAAGCACUUUCCAGCUCCUGACAGACAGAAGCUUUAUAGCCUGCUAGGUAUCGAUCUCUCUGCUAAGAAGACCCCCUCUCCCAUUGAAACUGCAGCACAGCCGGAACAGAAGGGCAAGAAAAGAAAAGGUUCAGAGAUCAAAAAGCAACAGAAGAAGAAGCCUCGCAAGCACGGUGGUUUGUCGGGUACCAGCUCGGAUGAGAGCCAGUCAGAGGAGUCGGACAAAGAGUCUGGUAAAGACAGCGACGACAGCUUCAAAUCUGCCAGCUCUGGGGAUGAAGACGACGAUUUCAACCCAUUCAGAGACGAGUCUGAUGACGAUGAGGAAGAUGAUCCGUGGCUCAUCAGAAAGGAACCAAAGAAAGGGAAAGAGAAGAAGAAGAAAAAGAGAAGGAGGAGUAUUGAUCCCGACUCCAUUCAAAGUGCCUUGUUAGCCUCUGGGCUGGGCUCCACCAGGCCUGCUUUCACUGCCCCUGUUAACUCCCCCAGCACACCUGCCACAGUCAAGGCAGAGAGUCAGGACACCUGCAUAACAAGUGAGGACGCAGUGGAACAUGCCCAGAAAAUGAAGAGAGAUCUGCUGGAAAAACUUGAGGAGCUAGCAGAGGAUCUACCUCCCAACACUCUGGACGAGCUAAUAGAUGAACUGGGAGGACCCGACAAUGUAGCUGAGAUGACUGGACGCAAAGGUCGUGUGGUCAGUAACGACGAUGGCAGCAUCACCUAUGAAUCUCGCUCUGAGCUCGACGUCCCGGUGGAAAUCCUCAAUCUUACGGAGAAGCAGAGGUUCAUGGAUGGAGAGAAGAACAUUGCCAUCAUCUCAGAAGCUGCCAGCUCAGGUAUAUCCCUGCAGGCCGACCGUCGAGUGAAGAACCAGCGGCGGAGAGUCCACAUGACACUAGAGCUGCCGUGGAGUGCAGAUAGAGCAAUACAGCAGUUCGGGAGAACUCACAGGUCAAACCAGGUCACAGCUCCAGAAUAUGUCUUCCUCAUAUCUGAGCUUGCAGGAGAGCAGAGAUUUGCAUCUAUUGUUGCCAAAAGACUAGAAAGCCUGGGUGCUCUCACUCAUGGAGACAGAAGAGCAACAGAAACUCGAGAUCUCAGCAGGUUUAAUUUUGACAACAAAUACGGCAGAAACGCCCUGGAGAUUGUGAUGAGGUCGAUCGUAAAGCUCGACUCUCCGUUAGUGUCUCCACCCUCUGACUUUAAAGGAGAUUUCUUCAAAGAAAUUCAAAGUGGAUUAAUAGGUGUCGGCCUCAUAAAUGUGGAGGACAGAUCUGGCGCAAUGUUGCUGGAUAAAGACUAUAACAACAUCGGGAAGUUCCUGAACCGCAUUUUGGGCAUGGAGGUCCAACAGCAAAAUGCCUUGUUCCAGUACUUUUCUGACACAUUGGGGGCAGUUAUUCAGGAAGCCAAGAAGAAUGGCAGAUAUGAUAUGGGCAUUCUUGAUCUGGGCUCAGGUGAUGAGAAGGUGAAAAAGGUCGACUGCAGGAAAUUCCUAACACCAGGCUAUACCACGUCAGGACAUGUGGAACUCUACACCGUGAGUGUGGAGAGGGGCAUGUCCUGGGAGGAAGCCACGCAUGCUUGGGCAGAACAGAACGGACCAGAUGAUGGUUUCUAUGUACAGGUGAGGAACAACAGGAAAACAGCCAUACUGGUCAGAGAGGUGAACACCAAGAAGAGGCUCUUCCUGGUGUACAGGCCAAACACCGGCAGACAGCUCAAACUGGAGACGUACACAGACAUCAAGAAGAAGUUUAAAAAGGUCUUGUCAGAAGACGCCAAGCAGCACUGGAUGGACCAGUACAUGUCGUCAGCAAAAAUCUGCUCUCAUGCGUAUUGGCGGGGGAACUGUAAGAAAGCGUCGGUGGGUCUACAGUGUGAAGUUGGUCUUCGGUGCAGGACGUACUACGUCCUGUGUGGCUCGGUGCUCAGUGUGUGGAACGAGGUGGAGGUAGUGCUCACUCCGGUCAGUGGAACCAAUGUGAAGGUGCAGAUUGUCCGGCUCAGAACAGAAGACGGACAGAGGAUAGUUGGACUGAUCAUUCCAGCGACCUGCGUGUCAGCAUUAAUUAACAAGCUGUCAACAUCGGACCAGUGCCAGCAGCUCGCCGUGCAGGAGCAGCAGAAACGGCAGCAGCUCCACCCUCAAAGUUUCAGUCACGCGCCCAACACAUAGUCUGGGGUGGACCGCUCACCUUCAAGGGCGUUAAUCUCACCUACUCCUCUCGAGUUCACGUUCCCGUCUAAAGGGAUCUGACUCACCAUCAGUCUGCACUGCACGCUCCAGGGCCGCUGUGAUGAUUCUCAGAUGUAAAGCAGUGGUUGUACAGAGAAAAGAUUUCAGGGUUUAUCUUUCUUUUUUUUUUUUUUUUCUUUUUCUUUUUUUAAUCUCCAGAGACUCGUGUUCACCUAGAGAGAUUUGAAGGGUGAAGUUUUGUAGUUUUGUCCUCUGACAUUCAGAGUGAAAAGAUAUGUGAUAUAUUGAUUAAGACGGAGUUGAAACCCAGAGGGCAUGUCGGCCUGUGGCUGUUGAGUUAUCCUCUCCUUACCACCAUGCUUUAAGAUGUUUAGGACUACCUGGUAUGAAGCAAAGACUUUUCUCGGUUCAGACCAAAGGUGGAUGAGACAAAGACCCCACUAUGUGUCUGAAAGUCUGAGAACUACCCUGAUUCAUUAAGAAAUGGGAAUGUAAUGCAAAACUACAAUCCCAUAUUCAUUCUCAGAUAUUAUUCAGCACUAAUAUAGAGACAGAAUCACUUCUUUGAAGUAGAAAACAGAUGCGGAACAUUAUUCCAGUUCACUACAGGAACGCUGAUCUGUGCUAAUUUUAUUUCUAGUCGUCCCAUUCGCUCAGCAGACAAAAAGCCCAAAAUGUCGUCAUUGUCUGAACCCACAGACCAGUUUGUUUUAUCUUUGUUUUGCACACAGAUCUCACAUUAAUCAAAGUUCCUUGAUUUUGUUUUAUUUCAAAUUUAACUUUCACAUUAAAGCAUAAAUUCACAAUUGUUAAAAAGUCCGUCUUAGAACAACAGUCAGGUGACCAUAUGAACGUUGGUUUUUCUUUCUUGUAAUCAUUCCUCCUGGUAAUACUGGUUAAGACUUCGCUUCUUAACACGCUUUCAAUAGAAGUGACUGGGGACAAAUUCCAGUCUCUUUUUCUUUUGUGUGUGCGCAAAAAUGUUUAUCUGAAGCUACUAUGAGCCUUCAGGAGUCCAAGUUAGUCAAAUCAAGUUAGUAGUUUUUGUACAAGAUUCCCUGAACUGUGUUUCCGUGUUUAGCUACACUGGAGGGACUGUAGCAAAAAUGCGGACUUGAACGUUUCCUUUAACAGCGAGGAAUUUGUCAAAUGUGCCUUUUUGUGUCAGUACAAAUAGCUACUGCACUCAGGCACCUUCACAAAGCACUAACAAGACUGUCGGGAGUUUGACUAGUGGAAGAUUUUGUUAUUUAUAUAGAGUGCACGAGAGUAAAAGUGUUUCCCAAAGAAUAUAUUUAAAGUUAUCAACAAACCACGCUCAGCAGUGUUAAUUACAAACACAUCUAAUUAGUUAAUGCUCCCUAUUUAGCAUUUAUAAGCAAUAUUAAGUUGUUACAUAGUUUAAAACACACCCUAAUGUAGUUAUGAGCAGACAUAAGGACAUUCUCAACAAUUAUAACUUCUUCUAUGAAGACAUGGUAUUUUACUAUAUUGUCAUUCAUCUGUUUAUACAGCAGCUUCACGGUACGAGCGCCAACAGGAGGAGCUAUAGUUCACAAAUAUAAUAUUAGACACUUAUAUCUGCUUACAAUUACUUUAUUAAAUGUUAUACUGCUUGUACAUGCUAAAUGGGGGCACUUAAAGUGUAAGUGGUGUUUUAGUUUAGUAGUUAAUUUUCCCAGUCGAUGAAAAUAUGUUGUGUUGCAGGUUAAAACCACCUCUGGUUGAGUAAAAUGAAACCUGUCAACAAUAGUAAAGAAAAGCAGAUGAGGAGCUCUGAGAAAUGUGAAAUGCAUGUCUGUCGCUUUUUGGUUUUCACACAGGUCUCAGUGCUGUCUUCAGCACAGCGCUCUGCUCAGUUCAAAAUGUUCAUGUCUUUUUAUUUUUUUUUUAUUCUUUUUUUUUUUUUAAGGUGUCCUGCUCAGGCGUUUAACUCGUAGAAAGACCCUCUUUGGAAAAACAAAACAAGGUAGAUCUGUAGUGUUUUUCAAAGUAUCUUGAAAUGCAUGGCCAUAACUCAAAUGUUCCUUCUGUACAUCUACUCAGCGAUCAUUCUCUGUGGCUGGCUGUUUAUUUACAGCUCACGUCUUCACAGUACACGUUUCAAACGCUUCUCUCUAAUUCCUCUGCUUUCUUGAGCCGAGUUGUAAUUAAAAUGGAUGAUUGCUUCUGUGGAAUAGUGUACCUCUUCUGUUGAGCAAAGCCUCCUCAGUCCUGUACUGCAUUAUACUCUAUCUGCACUGGAAAGGACAGACCAAAGUCUGCUCUAAUAUCUGAUUAUUAAAGAUGGGAUGUGUUCCACAGUGAGCUCGGACACAUCUUUAACCUGUGGAUUAGCUGCUGUUAUUAAAAUGUGUAUUCUCUUCUGUUCUGGAUUGAUGCAUUUUAAAAACAAGUGAAAGAAGAAGUCUUUGCAUCAUACCAAUGUACAUUUUGUACACUUGUAAAAGGAUAAAAAAAAACAGACUCUUCAUGCUGCACAUCUCAACUGUCGGACAGAACUGGGAGAGGCCUCGCUGAGAAAGUCUGCUCUCUGAUUCACAUCUUUUUAACUUGAAUGUGUGCACCAUUAUAUAAGCCAACAGCUCCACGUUUUUAUUUUGUCUUUUUGAGAUGUGCACACAGGCUGCUGACUUGGUAACGUUAUUUUUGAAUCCCGUAAAGUGUCAAGCGGAUCGGCUCCUCUGAAGUUAAAACACUUGAAGGACUUCAUUUCACCUUUUAUCAUCGCACGAGUUGCACUACUGAUAAGAGUUGUACAAAAAUUCAAUGUGACCUGUACAUGAAUGAGUGCAAUGCUCAAUAAAGCUUGGUAUACUUCUA
Micropterus dolomieu (smallmouth bass) is the source of this 7382-nucleotide messenger RNA. RefSeq names its product strawberry notch homolog 1 (Drosophila) (gene sbno1). The record is from RefSeq and is a predicted model, not a curated record. Gene Ontology annotation, cellular component: nucleus. Bases 327 to 4538 code for a protein of 1403 amino acids. Lineage: Eukaryota; Metazoa; Chordata; Actinopteri; Centrarchiformes; Centrarchidae. The transcript has 33 exons. Gene Ontology annotation, biological process: regulation of DNA-templated transcription. Gene Ontology annotation, molecular function: chromatin DNA binding; histone binding.